Sporothrix schenckii 1099-18 is the source of this 2262-nucleotide messenger RNA. Its product is annotated as nulp1-pending protein. The transcript has a single exon. NCBI's taxonomy places the organism in Eukaryota, Fungi, Ascomycota, Sordariomycetes, Ophiostomatales, Ophiostomataceae. Gene Ontology annotation, cellular component: RQC complex. Gene Ontology annotation, biological process: ribosome-associated ubiquitin-dependent protein catabolic process; rescue of stalled cytosolic ribosome. The coding region runs from base 1 to 2262 and encodes 753 amino acids. The record is from RefSeq and is a predicted model, not a curated record.
AUGUCGAGCCGACAAUUGAAGAAGUUGCGCGCGCAGGAAGAGAAGAGAGCGCAGACGUCGGGCCGUGCCCAUGCGGACGAGGCCAACGAGAACAACGACGGCAUCGACGACGAUGAGGACGAAGCCGACGUCGACACGCGACCACGGCCCAAGAACGUGUUUGCUGCAUUUGCCGCAUUAGGCGACGAGGGCGACGACGACGACGACGAGAAGGAAAAGGACGACGACGAGGCAGACGAGCAGCAGCCACAGGUCAAGGACGCCAGCGACGCGGCUCGACCAGCACCAAAAGCGGGCAAGAAGAAAAAGAAGAAGAAGAAGGGCAAGGGAGGCAAGCCAGCAGCAGCAGCAGCAGCUACGGCACCGACAGCACCGGACGGCCUCGACGAGAUUGACCGUGCCCUCGAAGAGCUGCGGCUGAAAGAGGGGGCCAAGGCGGGCACCGCAGACCAGGCAGGCGGACCCCACAGCAACAACAGACGCACCCUCGACGCCGCCGCCCACGACAUCCGGGUCAGCUUUGCGGACCUGCGCGUGCUCAACGAGCUGCGCGAGGUGUUUGGGCGCGACAUUGUGCAGGCGGCGGCCGCAGACGAUGCGCUGGGCGUGCCCGGGCGGCCGCGCGGCGAGGCGGGCGAGGCGGGCGAGGGCGGCAACCCGAACGUGGUCAUGAUGGACCUCGAGUCGUUUCUGCGCGCGCCGCCGCCGCCGCCGCGUGGGAUGGUGUACGUGGGCGCCAACGGGCAGCGGCUGCCGUCUGCGGGCGGUAUGGCCGGCCUGGUGGCCAAGCGCAACCCGUUUAUCCAGUGGAAGGACACGUGGCCGCGGGGGACGUCGGGCGGGCUGGCAAUGCGGCAGGUGACGGAUGCCAAGGUGGUGCCAGGGACAGCGGCGGGGCGGGGCGUCGUAGAGUAUGCGUUUGUGCACAGCCCGGCGUACGUGGUCCUGGAAGACGAGUUCUUCACGCUGGUGAUGAUGCACAACCCGCAGCCGCUGAUUCAGUUCCUGCGGGACCACCCGUUCCACAUUGCGUCGCUGAUCCAAAUCAGCCGCGUGGCCAAGCUGCAGGACCAGAACGCGUCGCUGGCGGCCGACCUCUGCGAGCGGGCGCUCUUUUCGUUUGGCCGGUCGACGCUGUCGUCGUUCCGGCAGACGCUGGCCGAGGGCCGCGCGCGCCUGAGCUUCUACCGGCCCGAGAACCGCCAGUUUCUGCUCGCGGGCUACCACUACGUGCGCAGCCUGAUGGCGCGCGGCACCUACCGCACGGCGCUGGCGUGGACGAAGCUGUUUAUGAGCCUGAUGCCGCACGACGAGUAUGCGCUGGUGCUGUAUGCGCAGGCGCUGGCCGUGCGGGCGUUUGAAGCGCGUUGGCUGGUGUCCUACCUGGGCACGCCGAGGAAUGGCAGCGACGAGGGGGAGAAGGAGGAGGGGGAAGAGGACGAGACGGUCCCGGCUCUGCGCAACAAUUCGAUGCGCGACUACAUCCGGCAGUCGCUCGUGCCGGCCCUUUUGCAGACAAAGGAUGUGGACGGCGCAAAGACGGCCCUGGCCCGCGGCAUGGCGCGUCUGCCCUGGCUGUACGGUGCGCUGUUCCAGGCGCUGGGUCUCGACGUGCCGCGGGCCGUCUGGGGUGUCCCGCCCCGCGACGACCGGGAGACGCUCUACACGCAGCUGUACGUGCACCUCGCCAAGGAGCUGUGGGACGCGCCCCAGGCGCGCGCGCUCCUCCGCGAGGUGGCCGACGGCCUGUCCGCACAGCCCAAGGUCGACGCCGCGACGUUGCCGCCGGCGCCGCCCAUGACGCUCAGCCUCGCGCGCUUUGUGUACCUGGACGGCACGCCGGCGCUCAUGGCGCUCGUGCCCCGCGACAUGCUCCACGCGGCGCCCAACUACGACUUUGACCCGCUGCCGCCCGCGCGCGAAGCCAACGAGUUCUCCAACCGGUCGCAGGUGCGGCCCUGGAUCAUGGCGGCGAGCGACCGGCAGCAUGGCGGGCACCGCCAGAUGCCGGUGCUGCCGGACGAUUUCCUGAUGCCGGGGCAGCUGAUUGAAGUGGAGGAGGCUGAUGAUGAUGACGACGAGGAUGACAACGAGUACGACGAGGACGACGAGUACGACGACGAGUUUGAGGUGGCCGAGGACGAAGACUACGCCGAGCCAGCACCCACAGCCGCGGACACGCCCGCGUCAGCGCCACGGCAAAGUCCGGGCGGGAGUGGAGGCGGUGGCAUGCCGGGCGCAUGGUUUGACGAUGAUGCGUAG